Messenger RNA from Manihot esculenta (cassava), 1560 nucleotides. RefSeq names its product protein ALP1-like. The transcript has a single exon. Bases 119 to 1405 code for a protein of 428 amino acids. Lineage: Eukaryota; Viridiplantae; Streptophyta; Magnoliopsida; Malpighiales; Euphorbiaceae. The record is from RefSeq and is a predicted model, not a curated record.
CUUCUAUACUUUGGUGUUUCCAAAUAUUUUGUAAAAAACAGACUGUCGGUUUUCUGGCCAUCAAACGGAGCUUUCACUUGCAAUGUGAUCACUCAGCCGAACUUCACCCUUGAUCUCUAUGGCCGCCGCCGGCGGAUCCUCCAAGUCUACAGCUCAGAAAGCUCCUACAAGCCCCAAAUCCACCACAAAAUUCAAACCCAGAAGAUCCAAAAAUCAAAACAAGCACUUGACUAAACAACUCAUUUCUCUGCUCACCUCAGCUACCUCCGCUGCCCACUCUUUCCUCAACCAAAAUGACCUCCUUCUGCUCCCUUCCCAAUCUCUCACCCUCGAAUAUCUCCUUUCUUCGAUCCCUUUCUCUUCCCCUCCGAUUUCUCUUCCUUCUGAAUCCUUCUUUUAUCGCUUCCUUUCUUCCGCCUCGGAUUUCGACCCCCGCUGGUGUCAAAUUUUUCGCAUGUCCAAGCAGACCUUCUCAAAUCUUCUCGCUGUUCUCUCACCAUCUCUCCUUUCUUUUCUUCCCCCCUCCAUUCCCCCCGAUUCUGCCAUUGCUGCCACCCUCUUCCGACUCUCCCACGGCGCAUCUUACGAAUCAGUAGCGCGUAGAUUUGGACUUGAUUCACCUGCCGCCGCGUGCCUCGCGUUUUACUCUGUUUGUAAAACAGUGAACGAGAAAUUGGGGGACUUGGUGAAUUUCGGAAGGGAUUUGGAGCGCUUAGUGGUCGGAUUUGAAUGGAUUUCACUCCCUAAUUGUUGUGGGGUUUUGGGGUUUGGGAAAUUUGGUGUUGAUAGUGAAGUGCUUGGGAAAAAUGGGUCCCUGUUAGUUCAGGCGUUGGUGGAUUCUGAGGGGAGAUUCUUGGAUAUCUCUGCUGGGUGGCCUUGUACAAUGAAGCCGGAGUCCAUCUUCAGCCAAACAAAGCUGUAUUCGCGUGUGGAAGGAUCAAAUGAGUUACUGAACGGUUCUUGUUAUCAGCUCAGUGAAAGCAGUUCAAUUCCCCAAUACAUAUUGGGCGAUUCAUGUUUCCCUUUGUUGCCAUGGCUGUUAACUCCUUUUAUUAGAUCGAAUGAGGUGGACAGUUUCGGUUCAGCAGAUAGGGAGUUCAAUGCAGCUCAUAACAGAGCAAUGGGAUUGGUUGGGAAUGCGUUUGGGAGGGUUAAAGCUAGGUGGCAGCUGUUGGGGAGGAGAUGGAAAGAGGAUUGCGUUGAAUUUUUCCCAUAUGUGAUAGUAAUGGGUUGUUUGCUGCAUAAUUUUCUAAUAAAGUAUAGCGAGCCAUUGCCAGAGGAGAGCGUCGGACGUAUUCUACGGGAAGAGGAACUGCCAAUUUUUGAAGGAGAGGCAGAUGAGAGAGGGGAGAGGAACAGGUAUGCGCUUGCUAAGUACUUGAGUAGGGUGAGCAUGAGAAGGUAAAUAAUGAAUAUAAAUAAUGCUAGUAACUAUGCUGGUCUUAGUUCUUAGUUGGUGGUAGUUGCAGCAUUAGUAGUAGUGGGAGUAAGUUUGCUUUGUUUUCUUUUGUGUAAAUAAAAGGCAGUUGCAACAUCGUUCUGAUGUUGUGGGUUGUGUCC